Eptesicus fuscus (big brown bat) is the source of this 195-nucleotide messenger RNA. RefSeq names its product keratin-associated protein 8-1. The transcript has a single exon. NCBI's taxonomy places the organism in Eukaryota, Metazoa, Chordata, Mammalia, Chiroptera, Vespertilionidae. The record is from RefSeq and is a predicted model, not a curated record. Bases 1 to 195 code for a protein of 64 amino acids.
AUGAACUGCGGCAACUUCGGCAACUUCUCGGGCGCCGUCUUCCCCGGCUGCUACUGGGGCAGCUACGGGUACCCCCUGGGCUACAGCGUGGGCUGCGGCUACGGCAGCACCUACUCGCCCGUCGGCUACGGCUGCGGCUACGGCUACGGCGGCUGCCUCAGCUACCGGCGGUACUGGCCCUACGGCCUGUACUGA